Messenger RNA from Corylus avellana, 3872 nucleotides. RefSeq names its product TOPLESS-related 2 (gene TPR2). Gene Ontology annotation, biological process: regulation of DNA-templated transcription. Gene Ontology annotation, molecular function: protein binding. Lineage: Eukaryota; Viridiplantae; Streptophyta; Magnoliopsida; Fagales; Betulaceae. The record is from RefSeq and is a predicted model, not a curated record.
AGAGAGAACAAGUCGUCUCUCCUUCUCUGCUUUAUCUUUUUCUAUUUUUCCCUUGGCAGCUUUUUCAUCCACAACUGGUCUUGUUGAACGACAGAGCAUGGAACCACAAACCCUAGAGGCCACCACUCUCAGCACUACAGCCAUAUUCCCACCAUAAAACCCACCAGACUCCAAAAAACGCCGUCGCACGGACUUGAAAGCUCUGAAUUUUCCUCACCAACAGCUCUCUCUUCUCUGCUAAACCCUAUCUUUGCAAAAAUCUCCAAUUUCUUUGACGUUGAAGUCCGGGGCACGUUCUGUGGGGGCGAAAAUGUCGUCUUUGAGCAGAGAAUUGGUGUUUCUGAUUCUCCAAUUUCUCGAGGAAGAGAAGUUCAAGGAGACAGUGCACAAGCUGGAGCAAGAGUCGGGGUUCUUCUUCAACAUGAAGUACUUCGAAGAGCAGGCUUUGGCCGGAGAGUGGGAUGAGGUCGAGAAGUACCUCUCUGGGUUCACCAAAGUCGACGAUAACCGGUACUCCAUGAAGAUCUUCUUCGAGAUCAGAAAGCAGAAGUAUCUCGAAGCUCUUGACAGGCAUGACAGAGCGAAGGCUGUAGAGAUACUAGUGAAGGAUUUGAAAGUUUUUGCUACAUUCAAUGAAGAACUGUACAAAGAAAUUACUCAGCUUUUGACCCUUGAGAACUUCAGGGAAAAUGAGCAGUUGUCGAAGUAUGGUGAUACUAAAUCGGCUCGAAGCAUAAUGCUGGUAGAGCUUAAGAAACUUAUCGAAGCAAAUCCUCUGUAUCGAGAGAAGCUUUCUUUUCCCCCUUUGAAGGCAUCCCGCUUGCGAACUCUUAUCAAUCAAAGCUUAAACUGGCAACACCAGCUUUGCAAGAACCCAAGGCCAAAUCCUGAUAUCAAAACCUUAUUCACAGACCACACAUGUUCUCCUGCAAAUGGGGCGCGUGCACCUACUCCAGUCACUCUUCCAAUUGCAGCUGUUGCAAAGCCUUCAACUUAUGCUCCUCUUGGAGCACAUGGUGGACCUUUUCCACCAACUGCAGUGUCUGCCAAUGCUAAUCCUUUAGCUGGAUGGAUGGCGAAUGCAAAUCCUUCCUCAUCUGUUCAAUCACCUGUUGUUGCUGCUUCAUCAUUACCUCUUCCACCCAAUCAAGUCUCUGUUUUGAAGCAUCCAAGAACAUCUUCAAAUGCUCUUGCAAUGAUGGAUUAUCAAAGCACCGAGCACGAGCAACUAAUGAAACGUCUGCGGUCUGCACCAUCUGGUGAUGAGGUCACAUAUCCUGCUCCUCCCCAACAAGCUUCUGCUUCACCUGAUGAGCUACCAAGAACCGUAGCUUGUACCAUUCAUCAGGGGUCAACUGUGAUAAGCAUGGAUUUUCAUCCUUCUCAUCAGACAUUACUUGCUGUUGGCUGUAGCAAUGGUGAAAUUGCACUAUGGGAAGUUGGGCUGCGAGAGAAGCGGGUAUCGAAGCCAUUCAAGAUAUGCGAUAUGGCUGCUUGUUCUGUGCUAUUUCAGGGUGCUAUUGUCAAAGAUCCAUCAAUAUCUGUCAGCCGUGUAUCAUGGAGUCCUGAUGGAAAUUUGAUUGGGGUUGCAUUUACAAAACAUUUGAUACAUUUGUACGCUUACCAUGGGCCCAAUGAUCUCCGCCAGCAUUUGGAGAUUGAUGCUCACGUUGGCGGUGUGAACGACUUAGCAUUCUCAUACCCGAACAAGCAAUUGUGUGUGGUAACUUGUGGAGAUGAUAAGUUAAUAAAGGUUUGGGAUUUGGCUGGAAGAAAGAUUUUCAACUUUGAAGGUCAUGAAGCACCUGUUUAUUCUAUUUGUCCUCACCACAAAGAAAAUAUUCAGUUUAUAUUUUCAACAGCUGUUGAUGGGAAAAUUAAGGCGUGGUUGUAUGACAAUGUGGGCUCCAGGGUUGACUAUGAUGCUCCUGGACAGUGGUGCACCAGAAUGCUCUACAGUGCUGAUGGAAGCAGAUUAUUCUCUUGUGGGACGAGUAAAGAGGGGGACUCUUUCCUAGUUGAAUGGAAUGAAAGUGAAGGAGCAAUUAAGAGGACAUAUUCUGGGUUUAGAAAGAAAUCUGCUGGUGUUGUGCAAUUUGACACAACACGAAACCACUUUUUGGCUGCUGGUGAGGAGAACCAGAUAAAGUUUUGGGAUAUGGACAAUAUUAAUGUUCUUGGUAGUACAGAUGCUGAUGGUGGGCUUCCAAAUCUUCCUCGCUUGAGAUUCAACAAGGAUGGAACUAUGCUAGUUGUUACUACGGCAGACAAUGGUUUCAAGAUUCUUGCAAAUGCUGAUGGUCUCAGAACCUUGAGAACAAUUGAAACCCGAUCUUAUGAAGCAUCCCGAGCGCCGACUGAGAUGAAGGUAUCUAGCUCUGCGAUGGUUGGAAAUAUCAACCCGGUUAUUACUAAAGUGGAACGCGUAGACAGAAGCUCUCCUGCCAGGCCUACUCCUAUCAUUAAUGGAGUGGAUCCUAUUAGUAGAGGCGUAGAAAGGCAAAGAAGUUUAGAUGAUGUAUCUGAUAAAACCAAACCUUCGGAUCUGGUUGAAAUUGUUGAGCGUGUUCAGUGUCGAGCGGUAACCAUGCCAGAUAGCACAGAUCCAGCUAACAAGGUUGCUCGGCUUCUUUACACAAAUUCUGGUACUGGCAUUCUUGCACUUGGUUCAAAUGGAGUCCAGAAGCUUUGGAAGUGGAGCCGCAGUGAACAAAACCCCAGUGGAAAGGCCACUGCCAGUGUUGUUCCACAACAUUGGCUACCAAGUAGUGGUCUUGUUAUGACUAAUGAUGUCCCAGAGAAUUUGGAAGAAGCAGUUCCCUGUGUAGCUCUCUCAAAGAAUGAUUCCUAUGUAAUGUCUGCCUGUGGUGGAAAAGUUUCAUUGUUCAAUAUGAUGACUUUUAAGGUGAUGACUACUUUUAUGCCACCUCCACCAGCCUCAACUUUUCUUGCCUUUCAUCCUCAAGAUAAUAACAUCAUAGCAAUUGGAAUGGAAGACUCAACCAUUCACAUUUACAAUGUUAGGGUGGAUGAGGUCAAAACAAAACUGAAAGGUCACCAUAAGUGUAUCACUGGUUUAGCUUUUUCCACCAAUCUUAACGUCCUGGUUUCAUCAGGUGCUGAUGCUCAGCUUUGCUUUUGGAGCACUGAAUCUUGGGAGAAGAGGAAAUCAGUUACAAUUCAACUGCCUGCUGGAAAGGCGCCUGUUGGUGACACUAGAGUGCAGUUCCACUCUGAUCAAAUCCGCUUCUUGGUAUGCCAUGAGACGCAGCUAGCAGUGUAUGAUGCUUCCAAGAUGGAACGCAUUCGGCAGUGGGUACCACAAGACGUAUUGUCUGCACCCAUAUCUUGUGCAACGUACUCCUGCAACAGCCAACUAGUUUAUGCUAGUUUCACUGAUAGUAAUAUUGGAGUUUUUGAUGCUGAUAAUCUGAGAUUAAGAUGUCAUAUUUCUCCAUCCGCAUACCUAUACCAGGCCUUGUCAAACAGCCAAACUUUAUACCCGGUGGUUAUUACUGCACACCCUCAGGAGCCAAAUCAGUUGGCUGUUGGACUAACAGAUGGAUCUGUUAAAGUUAUAGAGCCGUCAGACUCCGAGGGGAAGUGGGUAGCCGCAGUGGCCGUUGAUAAUGGAAUACAGACCGCUAACAAUCCUGCUUCCUAGCAGUUCCAAGUAUGAAAAAACAUGUGCAUUACAAAAUCGUAAUUUAUAUUUUUAUUAAUGUAUAAUAUAUAACUAGUAGGGUGGCUAUUCAUGUAAGCCUCACCAAAUGUGAGCAUAGGAAAAUGGGUUAAAGCAAGAUAAGUUCAUGUAUAUUCUGGAAGAAGAGAUCUUUAAUUAUUUCUUGAAAUGUAAGUUAUUUUUCUGCCCC